CACAGCCAACGGCUGCCGCUCCGACGCCGUCGGCUCCCACGCCGCAUGUUCUGGCAGCGGCAGCAGCGAAGGGAACGGUCGCGACUACAGCGCUGACCCCAUGGGCCCCUCCGCGGAGCAGUUCAACUUGCUUGCCGAACAGUUCGAGAGGGCAGAGGGCAAGGGCAAGCAGGAUUCCAAGCACCAGCCGAUGGGGGGCGAAA
This is a messenger RNA of Prorocentrum cordatum, 203 nucleotides long. The record is from the annotation of a GenBank genome assembly. Lineage: Eukaryota; Dinophyceae; Prorocentrales; Prorocentraceae.